UCUGCAUUAGUUAGAAUGACAUGAUCUCACAUCCACAAUCGAUAAUUUUGGUGCAAGGUUCUCUGGUUUAUGCCCUACAGUAGAAAGCUUGCUAGUUAGUCCGCGCUAGCUUCUGGUGCAAGAUGCAUGUAAUGAACUAGCUAUCCAACGUAGCGAAAGUUAGCUAGUGGGAGCUAUUUUUAGUAGCUUGUUAAUGCAUCUGUGCUAUAGUAUAGGCAGUUGCAAGCUAGUGUCAACACAUUAACUAGCAAGCUAAUAAUUAGCUAGCACGAUAAGCUAACCGUACCAGACUGCAGCACGUCAGUGGAAGUGAUUGGCAAGUCUCAUUUGGCAGAUGGCUAACUUGGUAGCUAGCUCCAUCGAGCCAUGCGACAGUGGUGCCUCCCGGCUGCGGUCCCGCGAACCGAACCAAUGCCCACAGGGCGCCUCUCACCCCCGCUAUCAGAUGUCAGGAUGGAGUGUUGUGAGGUGGAGCCACGCUAUACCAUCGAGCAGAUCGACCUCCUCCAGCGUCUCCGUCUCUCAGGGAUGACCAAGCCACAGAUCAUCCAGGCCUUGGAGUCCCUAGAGCGGCUAGAUCCCGACCAUCGGCCCCCGUACUGCAACGACACCCACACCGCCAACCCGACCAACGACACCACCCCUAUCACAGCCUCCGCCCCAGCCCCCUCCUCCUCUUCCUCCUCCUCUUCUUCCUCCCUCUCCUUGGCCUCCGCCACAACGCAGACCCCUGGGCUGGACGGAGCCUCGCUGUCGCCUAGCAACAGCUAUGAGGCCUCUCCCCCGCCGAUGUACCCACACGGGGUUGGAGUUCAGAAGUCGCUUAGCUAUGACAUCAUGGCAGAGGAGGACUGGGAUCUGGAGGAGAAGGUGGAGGAGUACAUGAGGAGGGACAGUAACCUGGUGAAGGAGGAGAUUAAAACCUUCCUCAACAAUCGCAGGAUCUCCCAGGCCAUCGUGGGACAGGUCACAGGUAUCAGUCAGAGCUAUAUCUCUCAGUGGUUGCUGCAGCAGGGCUUGGAGAUGAGCGACUCCAAACGCAGAGCCUUCUACCGUUGGUACCUGCUUGAGCGAAACAACCCAGGUGCUACCCUGUCGAUGCGCUCCCUGGUGAAGGAGGAGCCUGAUUGGAGGACGGGGGUCAGCCCCGGGGAGAGGGGCGGGGUGGUGGGCGGUCCUCUGAGGCUGCGGAGGGGAAGCAGGUUCACCUGGAGGAAGGAGUGCCAGUCAAUCAUGGAGAGUUUCUUCAUGGAGAACCAGUACCCUGAUGAAGCGAAGAGAGAGGAGAUCGCUAACGCCUGUAACUCAGUCAUCCAGAAACCUGGAUGCAAGCUGUCCGAGUUUGAGCGUGUCACGGCUCUGAAAGUGUACAACUGGUUCGCCAACCGCCGGAAAGAGAUGAAGAGACGGGCUAAUAUAGAGGCAGCCAUCUUGGAGAGUCAUGGUAUCGAGGUUCCAAGCCCGAGCUGUCAAUCCAACGGGGAGGAGUUGGAACCACAGGACUUCGCAGAGCAAGUGAAUCAACGAUUCAUCGAGCAAGAAGAGAUCUCUUCCAGGAAGGACCUUGAUCUACAAGACACCUCCUCAUUGGCUGCCGUCGAGGUCCUUCCCCCUCCAAGCCCCACCUCUCAGGUUCUGGAACAGAAAGCUGACGAAUCGAAGAGAGAGACAGUGGACGAGGAGUGACCAAUGGGAGAGCGUGGAUUUGAAUAUAUAACGGCAUAUUAAAAUAUAAUAUUAAUAAUA
Salvelinus fontinalis (brook trout) is the source of this 1746-nucleotide messenger RNA. Its product is annotated as homeobox-containing protein 1-like. Lineage: Eukaryota; Metazoa; Chordata; Actinopteri; Salmoniformes; Salmonidae. Gene Ontology annotation, molecular function: double-stranded telomeric DNA binding. The record is from RefSeq and is a predicted model, not a curated record. Gene Ontology annotation, biological process: positive regulation of DNA-templated transcription. The transcript has 10 exons. The coding region runs from base 367 to 1686 and encodes 439 amino acids. Gene Ontology annotation, cellular component: nucleus.